GUAGUAGUAUUACUGGUAGUUCUUGUCAGGAGAACAUUGAAAAAUUGGUGUUGAGAGUUUGAGGGUUCCAGUAUGGCAUUUAGCAGAAGAUAUUCUUUAAAAGAGAGUUCAGACCAGAAGCCAACCUUGCUUACUCGACUUCAUCGCAGACUCAGCCUACCGAGAAAAUAUGCCACAAAGAAGAAACGGAAAAUAUCAGAGGCUUCUAUUAAUUCUUUGGAUCAACCUUUCUCGGAUUCUGAUUUUCAAAGGUCUCAUCAGUUGUCAGAGAAUGAAAAAGUCUACUGCAAACUUUUGAACAGCCUAAUACAUCCUCUGGGGGCUUCUGAUACAAUCUUUGGUCUGCGACCUGGUGACUUGACAGAUUAUCUACGUACAACAUUUAGUAUUACACAAGAGGAUCAUGAAUUGUUUAUAAAAGAUGAACUCAAGAAAAAGCCAACUAACCUUCUUUUAAAUGUGAUGAUUUCUGAAGCCACAAUUGAUGUACCACGCAAGAACUUUAGAAUCAAGGUUCCAUUGGACUCACUUUGUGCUGUGAGGUUGGUGAAUGCAACAAAAACAAAAGCAUCACCAAAAACAUCUCCAGUUUCUUCCCCAAAGUCAUCACCAAAGAUGAGAAGGCAGAAAGCAGAGCAAGACUUUCGUGGUCAACCACAGAUUGUGAAAUCAACUUCUGGUCUCAAAUGGAAUGAAAAAUUUGAACUAGAGGUCACAAAUAUUCUGACAGAAGAGUUACAUGUAAAUGUCUACCAACAGACCAGUAGUUCAAAUCUUGAAGUUUUUGCUAAACAGCCUUUGGAAAAAAGCUUGAAUUUUAAGAGUAUAUUCAGUUUGUCUCGCCAGAAUGACUCAGGGAAAGGACUCGAAAAUUUAGGGGCAGCCAUUAUACCAUUAAAGGAAAUCUUACACAUUGGUGAAGAAAAAUGGUAUGACUUGAAUAUUUCUGGCAGACGCUUGACUAAAAGUCUGAAAACAAUUGGGAAGAUUUUCAUGAAAUUGAGUAUUUCUGUUAAACAGGACACCGAUAAUAUUGAGAAUUAUCUGAAAGCUACUCAUCUCCUGUUUAAUCGUGCAGUAAAGAUGCAGACCUCUGCGGCCAACAGAAUUAACAAUCUUCUCUCACAGCACAGUCAACGUAUCCUGGACAUCUAUGCCACCUCACACCAAAUCUCAAAACUUUCACAGGCAAUCAUCCAGCUGACAGUUCUUCUUGACCUGACUGAUAAGAAAACCUCAGUGACUGUCACUGACAUAGCACUGAAGAAGGCAAUAGAAUCGGUGCAGAUGACAUGGGUAACAAUGAAGCCCCCUGUUGGCCAAAUCACUGAGGAAGUGGCUAACAAGAUGCCAUUAACUGACACAGAGAUUUCAAUGUUCCGAAAAGCAGCAACGGAAUACAUAAAAUCGAUGAUGUGGAAUGUACGAAAUGAUUGCGUGUUUUUCCCACUUGAAGAUAAUUCUUUCAAAGAUCUCAAAUGCAAACUUGGAGUUCUGGCAUCAGUGCUAAAAUUGGAUUUGUGGGAAGAAAAAUUCUUCAUCAAGGAGGAACUGUCCAGACUGAUUCUGCGUAAAAUCAAGACAGACACAUCAAAGUGGGCUGAAAUCAAUCUGAAACUUAUCGAGAGCAAAAUAGAGAAGGACAACGUUGUACCAGAGAGUGAAAAUUUGUGUGAACUUCUGAACAAAGUCAUAGGCCAUUGUACACCUGUUGGAACAAUCACCUGUUUCCUGAAGACAUUUGGCAUUGAUUAUUACAGUCAUGUCUCACUAACUAUUGACAGCCAUAUUUCCAAGAAAGCAAAACAACUGAUGCUUGAAAUGGACAAAUAUCAGAAGAAAUAUUACCGAAUCUCAGCCAAUAUCACGACAAGUUCUAAAGUAUCUCUGCGACUGUAUAUCACUUUACGGAAGUUAUGCAACAUAAUGAAAGGCAAUUUUAGCCAAAGAGAGCAGUUCUUGUUAGUAAUUGCCAAUUAUCAAACAUGGUUUCUGGAAUCCUUGAUCCACUGGUUGAUGACGUUCAAAGUAGAAUGCCAGAGUAGAAUGUCGAGAGCACUAGAAAUGGAUAAAGACAUUGUGUUAGUGACGUAUAUGUUGAAAUUUUCCAAUUCCUCUGUGGAUGUGCUGUCAUGCUUUGCGAGUAUCGCUCAAGAAUGGAGAGAGAUUGACUACAACAAUGCUGACGUUGCAAUGAUGGCAAUCACAAAGAUAACAGAUUUGAUCUGUGAUUCUGUCAAGUUUUAUGCUGAGAAGAUCCAUACCAUUUUGAGGAACAAUAGAUAUUAUGAUGAACAGGUGCAUCACUUUGAUGUUAAUGAUCAGUUAUGUAUUACCCUGAAUAAUAUUCAGCAUGUCAGUUCCUACCUAGACUGUUUGAAACAUGACCUUGAGUGGGAGAAAACAGCAGCAGCGAUGUCUGAACUGCAUGACUCUGAAGAAAUUGGUGAGAAAUGUCUGAACACUUUGAACCGACUUAUUGACAACUGCAAGGAGGAAAUUGCUAUGAAAAGUGAACUUCUGGUGCAGGAAGUUGUUGGAAGGAUGAGUAGAGAUAUCAGAAGAAAGAUGGAUCUACUCACAAGAAAAGACUGGAAGAAAUCGUCUUCAUCAGACCCUCUUAAGCAGUACCUGCAGAGAAAUAUGGCCACACUUCAACAGUGCUUACACGAAUCAGUAUACAGUUUAAUGGUACAAGAACUUUGGCAGACUUCCAUCAAGAUCAUGGAACAACAGAUGAUGGUUGGCCAACUUCCUGAUUAUUACCAGAUACUGUAUCGGCAUCUCCGCACACUUCGCAUCUUCUUCCUGAGUCACAGAGAACAAUUAAAUGUGCAUUGUGAUGUUAGCCGACACAUUGAGGAGCGCUUAACUCUUAACAGUGAGACCACACAAGAACUGAUGCUACAGUAUUUAUCCAAACUCUGCCAAGAUCUGAAAACACCAGAAGAAGACUAUGGACAGGUGGCUCUUAAAGCUGGUUACAUAUCGGAAACACAUGGCUAUGUCACUAUAUAUGUGAAAGUAAUCAAUGCUAAGGAUCUUCCGGGCUUGGAUACAACAGGAUUCAGUGAUCCAUAUGUUGUUAUCACUCUACAGCCUCGAAUGUUAUUCCAAAAUCUCAGAUCACAGAAGACGAAGAUUAUUACCAGAACUUUGAACCCUGUUUUCAACUCCUCUUUUCAAUUCCAUAAUGUCCUCAGUGAGUUGCUGAAGAAACAAGGUGCUGCAGUUCAAAUUUUGGUAUAUGACUACGAUAAACUGAAGCGUGAUGAUUUUGUAGGAGAAGCUGUGAUCCCUUUAUCAUCAAUCCCACAGCUGAAUGGCAAUGCUUUGGCCUUUGAGAGAACCCCUGGAAUAAUCCUUCCAUUGAAGAGACCCUCUAUGACAGAAGGACCGUUAAAAGUACUUCAGGAACGAUCUCAGAAAGAUUCAGAUGCCAAGGAGUUUUUAAACGAAAGACAAAAUCUCUUUAAUAAUCAGAGGAAACGAACAGAUGGAAACAAAAAUUAUAAUGCUCUAAAAUUUUUGCUGGAAUAUUAAAGUCAAUGUUAUUUUGAACAAAUAUGGCUUCAGUUUCAAAUCAUAUUCAUACAUGAGAUUGAAAAUAAAAUAAAUUAUUUGUACUUUUC
Octopus sinensis (East Asian common octopus) is the source of this 3632-nucleotide messenger RNA. RefSeq names its product protein unc-13 homolog D. NCBI's taxonomy places the organism in Eukaryota, Metazoa, Mollusca, Cephalopoda, Octopoda, Octopodidae. The transcript is spliced from 27 exons. Bases 73 to 3543 code for a protein of 1156 amino acids. The record is from RefSeq and is a predicted model, not a curated record.